This is a messenger RNA of Emys orbicularis (European pond turtle), 1274 nucleotides long. RefSeq names its product stromal cell derived factor 2 (gene SDF2). The transcript is spliced from 3 exons. The record is from RefSeq and is a predicted model, not a curated record. Bases 11 to 661 code for a protein of 216 amino acids. Lineage: Eukaryota; Metazoa; Chordata; Testudines; Emydidae.
GGUAGCGAGGAUGCGGCGCUGGCGAGUCCCGGGGCCCCGGCUCCUAAUACUGGUGGUGGGCCUGGGCGCGGCGGCGGGCUCCGAGCCCGGCCCGGUCACCUGCGGCUCCGUAGUGAAGCUGCUCAACGUCCGCCACAACGUCCGGCUCCACUCGCACGACGUGCGCUACGGAUCCGGUAGUGGGCAGCAGUCAGUGACGGGAGUCUCUGCUGUGGACGACAGUAACAGUUACUGGAGGGUUCGGGGAAAGACAUCCACGGUCUGUGAGAGGGGGACUCCUGUGAAAUGUGGGCAGUCCAUCCGGCUGACCCACAUCAACACAGGGCGAAACCUGCACAGCCAUCACUUCACGUCGCCUCUCUCAGGGAACCAGGAAGUCAGUGCGUUUGGGGAGGAUGGCGAGGGAGACUACCUGGAUGACUGGACUGUUCUGUGCAGUGGGACCUACUGGGUGCGGGAUGGCGAGGUACGGUUCAAGCACUCAUCUACUGACAUGCUCCUGUCUGUGACCGGGGAGCAGUAUGGGCGACCUAUCCAUGGCCAAAAGGAAGUCCAUGGCAUGUCCUACUCCAACCAGAACAACAACUGGAAGGUGAUGGAGGGGAUCUUCAUGAAACCCAGUGAGCUGUUGAAGACUGACUCCUAUCAUGCUGAGCUAUGAUGGAUUGCGCUGGGGCUCCUCGGUACCUCUACCACACAGUGUUCGGCUCCUGAAGGAACCAGUCUGUCUCUAAAUGCUUCUGGAGAGAGACUAGUCCUGCACUGGUUGGCACAGGCCAAGGAGCAGAGCCCUGGGUCUCCUGGUUAGUCCUUGUGGGUCUAAUUCUCUGUAUUAUUUAGGGCUCUGUCUCUUGCAGGGUCCUACUGCAGUUGGUUUUCUCCCUGCAGAGGGGCUAAGAGAAACUCUCCCUCCACAGGAAAAGCAGGAAGAAGGGACUUUUAAUGACUUGUGUUUAUCAUCUUGUACUGAGUCUGUUCUCAUUGUAACUACCCUGAGUGUCUACCGUGUUGACAUCCUGCUGCCCCUGUAAACUCCAGAUUGCUGACAUUCAUGCACAGAUGUGCCCUGGGGGGAGAGAGCUGCUGACUUGGACUGGGCUCAUAAAAGAAUUCAAUUGUCAAAGAGUGGGUGAUGCUUUAUCUUGCUCCCAUUCAUAUUUACUUACCGACGGAAUUACUCCAUGGCAUGGAAAUCAGCAGCAACUCCCAGGGGGCGGGCAAGUGUCACAACGCAUCCACUGAUGAAUGGCACCGAUUAAAAAAUAAUAGGCCAG